AUGACUCUCCAGUGGACUGUGGUGGCUAUCUUCCUUUAUGUGGAGAUAGCUGUCAUUCUGAUCCUUUGUCUGCCUUUUAUAUCUGCCAAAAGAUGGCGAUCACUGUUCAACCUGAGUGUAUGGAACUGGUUUGCUCCGUAUUGGAACAGGGGAUUCUUUACCAUGAUACUCAUCCUCAUCAUUCUCUUCUGUGAUGCUCUGAGAGAGGUGAGGAAGUACUCCAAUGCAGAGCCCAUGGGAGAAGCCAAGCUGAACCCCAACUUGUUUGACCACCUCCACAUGAAGCUGUUCAGAGCCCAGAGGAACCUCUACAUCUCUGGCUUCUCCCUCUUCCUCUGGCUUGUGAUGCGGCGUGUGGUGACUCUGAUAAACCAGGUGGCCAUCGCUACGGUAACAGGGACCAGCCUGCAAACCCAGGCGGAGAGCGCCAAUCAGGCAGCCAAGAAGUACCAGGAGGACAACCUGCUUCUGAAACAGGCUCUGCUGGAUGAGGAGAAAAACACAACUGCAGGCAAACGGCUACUGAGGAAGGAGGCAGAGAAGUUGAUGGAGGAACUGAAGACUGCAGAGGAUGCUGUGCGUAAGUCUAACGCUGAGGUGGAGGCCAUGAAGAGGCAGGCUAACGGUCUGACAAAGGAGUAUGACAGACUGUUGACAGAGCACAACGAACUACAGGCUCAAUAA
Molecule: messenger RNA, 684 nt
Organism: Salvelinus namaycush (lake trout)
Lineage: Eukaryota; Metazoa; Chordata; Actinopteri; Salmoniformes; Salmonidae
Product: B-cell receptor-associated protein 29-like
Exons: 7
Coding region: 1-684 (227 amino acids)
Biological process (GO): intracellular protein transport; endoplasmic reticulum to Golgi vesicle-mediated transport
Cellular component (GO): endoplasmic reticulum membrane; endoplasmic reticulum
Source: RefSeq, a predicted model, not a curated record